AAAACCAAACUAUUUCUUCGUUAAUCUCAAUACCCAUUUCUUCUUCUUCUUCCUCCUCUUAAUAAUAAUUCAUAAAACCCUUUUACACUGCACACAACAACGACAACAAGAACAACCAUGGACGACGAAAUUGCCUUUGAUCUACCUCCAUUCAUGAAAGUAUACAAAAACGGUCGUGUUGAGAGACUCAUAGGUGAAGACGUUGUUCCCGCAUCUCUUGAUCCAACCACCAACGUUGAAUCUAAAGACGUUAUAAUCUCCAAAGAAGACAACAUAUCAGUUAGGCUUUUCAUUCCCAAAACCAAUUACCCACCGACCCAAAAACUCCCUCUCUUUGUUUACUUCCAUGGUGGUGCUUUCUGCAUCGAAACCCCUUCUUCGCCUAAUUACCAUAACUACCUUAACUCUGUCACUUCACUGGCUAACGCAAUUGGUGUCUCUGUUCAUUACAGAAGAGCACCGGAACACCCUGUUCCUGUCGCUCAUGAAGAUUCAUGGCUUGCACUCAAAUGGGUGGCUUCGCAUGUUGGUGGAAAGGGUUCCGAUGAAUGGUUGAAUCAGUAUGCGGAUUUUGAUAAAGUGUUCUUAGGAGGUGACAGUGCUGGUGCUAAUAUUGCACACUAUUUGGGUGUUCGGGCUGGGAAGGAAAAUCUGGAUGGUGUGAAACUUGAAGGGGGUGUUUAUCUUCAUCCUUAUUUUUGGGGUGUGGAUCCAAUUGGGUCUGAAUCGGGUCGAGGUGAGUUUGUCGAAAAGGUUCAUAAUUUAUGGCGAUUUUCGUGUCCAACCACGACAGGAUCCGAUGAUCCGUUGAUUAAUCCGGCUAAGGAUCCGAAUUUGGGGAGUUUGGGUUUUAAGAGAGUGCUGGUUUGUGUUGCUGAGAAAGAUUUGUUGAAGGAUAGAGGCUGGUAUUAUAAAGAGUCGCUUGAGAAAAUUGGUUGGGGUGGGGUUGUUGAAGUUGUUGAGACAAAAGAUGAGGAUCAUGUUUUUCAUAUGUUUAAACCAACAUGUGAGAAUGCUGCGGAUUUGCUUAAUCGAGUUGUUUCCUUCAUCAAAAAGGCUUGAAAAUGACAUGUUUUUAAAUAAGGGUGUAAUGGAAGUGGAAUAGUAUUAUAGACAUAGAGUACUGUUUUAUGUGUUUGUUAUGUUAUCCUUUAGUUUUUUAUUCGUCAGGUUAUGCAUUUCUACUUGCUUGUAUUCUAUGUCUAUGGAAGACAAGUAAUUUGGUUUUGUAUCUUCUUCCACUAUGUUAUCACGGAAUAAAAACUUGUCAUUUGGUUGAGAA
Vicia villosa (hairy vetch) is the source of this 1282-nucleotide messenger RNA. RefSeq names its product probable carboxylesterase 12. The record is from RefSeq and is a predicted model, not a curated record. Lineage: Eukaryota; Viridiplantae; Streptophyta; Magnoliopsida; Fabales; Fabaceae. Gene Ontology annotation, molecular function: hydrolase activity. The transcript has a single exon. Bases 118 to 1062 code for a protein of 314 amino acids.